Molecule: messenger RNA, 982 nt
Organism: Beta vulgaris subsp. vulgaris (sugar beet)
Lineage: Eukaryota; Viridiplantae; Streptophyta; Magnoliopsida; Caryophyllales; Amaranthaceae
Product: protein GOLVEN 6-like
Exons: 3
Coding region: 365-727 (120 amino acids)
Source: RefSeq, a predicted model, not a curated record
GAAAAAUCAAACCGCCCCACCAUGCAAUGGCUCUAAACACAAUACAAGACAAAGUGCACGCAAGACAAAAACAAUCCAAAUGGCUUGAGAACUUCUCAAAAGAAGGGAGUUUUAACUUUGAGAAUUUCUUGUAUAACUAAACAUAAAAUUUGUUUUGGAACUCUCCAUUUUUGUGCUUUGUGUUUGUCUUUCUCUUUCUACUCUCUCAUGUUUGGCUUGUCUACGUGCACAACUUAAGCAGCUUCUCACUUUCUUCCCCCCUUUCCUGGCUUGUGCUGUAUUGUAUAUAUAUACCCCUAAAUACAAUCUAAUCUCAUUACCUAAGCAAAAGACUCUUAAAGAAGAUCAAAUACUACUUACUAAAAUGAAGAAGCUUGUUUUUAGUACAACUAUGCUGGUGUGCAUUUUCCUCUUUCUUUUGCUUAAACCUUGUACUUCUGUCAACCUUAAUAGUAAUGUUCAUCCUUCUCUCACAUCACUUCCAAGGAAGCUCAAGGCCAUGGAAAAGCAGGUUACUACAGCGGAUAAACAUGUCGAGUCACAAAUGAAGGCAGAGGACGAAAUUAUAGGUGAUAAGGCGCAAACGGAAAAUGUAAAAGUGAUGGAAAUAAGAGGAGAGAGGUGGACAGAAUGGGAGGAAGUUCAUGAUCCAUCAGACUUGUUUACCAUGGAUUACAGAAGAGUCAGAAGGAGACGACCCAUCCACAACAAAUCUUGGCGUCCAUAAAACAUGGCCACUUUUAAGUUUGCAUAACUAGGGGAGAAAAAGAUUAGACCAAAUUAUUUUUUAUUUAAUUAGGUCACAGUUUUGGGAGAAGGAAAUAUAUUGUAAUUAGCAAAAUGGGGAGCUUGUCCUGGUAAAGCUUAGGUUAGAGCCGACAUUUUGGAAGACUGGCUAUAUAUAUAAAUAUAUAGUUCUAUGUCGUUUAACCUUUUUAGCAUUAGUUAUAGUAAUUUAUCUAGUUAACUCUGAACGUUAUGU